AGAAUUUUGAAUCCUAUUCAAGAUUUAGAAGCACUACCCAAAGGAGCCAUUGAACGGUUAGAAAAAGCCCGAACUCGAGGGAAGUUCGUAAAAGCAUCAAGAAAAGUUGCUCGGAUAUUAAUGAGUGAGGCGUAUUCGAGUCAUGUUAUAAAUGCCUUAGCUAAACCCAUUGAUGGUCGAGGUGCAAUUUUAUCUUCCGAAUCUCACUUAAUUGAAUCUCUCACUCCAAGGAUUGUUUUGAGGCAUUUUGUAUAUGUGCCUCUUCAAGUAGGACUUAUUGCUUGUUGA
Dovyalis caffra is the source of this 288-nucleotide messenger RNA. NCBI's taxonomy places the organism in Eukaryota, Viridiplantae, Streptophyta, Magnoliopsida, Malpighiales, Salicaceae. The record is from the annotation of a GenBank genome assembly.